AUGCACAAAGUCUCAAUUCUCAACUCGUUGUCGAGCGGAGACCAUGCCCUAGUAAGAAUAGUUUCAAAAAACUCAAGAAACGUUUACCGAAAGUUUCAGACUGAAGUAAGAACUACAAAAAUUGAAAGCCUUCUUAGCUAUCUAGUCCUCCGAAAUGGGCCAGGGACAGUGAGAUUACGAGUUAAACAGCUUUUUAUAGUUAAAUGACAAUGAUUCAACCUAAGACCUCAUCAUUGAACUAUCAACUAGAUCGUAUUACCAUGUGAGGAGCCCAGGGUUCCCCCAGCCCCCAAGUGAUCACCCAAGUGGCGCCAGGGCCCCUUAUGUGAUCACUCGAGGAGCCAGAAACCUCCCGCAGGCUCCUACGGGAUCCAAACUCACCAAAAACGACAUCAUUGAACUGCUUCUUAAGAAAACGUUGUUCUCGAAACGUACUUUUCAAAGGCUAGAUCAGCUUAGCAUUCCGUUUAUAUACUUUCAUCCCAUUCCCUCGUUUCGAUUCUACGUCAGCAACUACUUUUUCUCGAUUUCAGGUCAUUUCGAUUUUUUCAGGUCACCCCUCGUUUCAGUUCUACGCCAGCAUCUACUUUUUCUUGAUUUCAGGUCAUUUCGAUAAUCUUCACGUACUAAAUUAAAUAAAAUCCACGUCAAAAGAAACUUUUAAAGAUUUUUGCUUUUUUUUGAGUCAACUGAUGACUCAACCUUUUUACCCCUGAUUCUAAAAGUUGGAAAACGGAACGAGGGUCCAUAUUCAGCAACUUUCAGCCCGCCCGUUUUCAGCCCAGAAGUCUUAUUUUUCUCUGGAAAACAGGACAGUUCAAAGAGUUAGUUGGAUUUUUAGCUUGAGGUCUUCAGAUUAUCGGAACUAUUCAUAAAAAGCGAAAAUGCUUUACAAAAAAGUUUUCAAUUCUGCUUGAUCUUGAGGUGCCGUUUGGAGGUCAAUUGGAUUUUGGUUUUCAGGUUUUUAAAACUGCGUAAAUUAUCGAAACGACUUUAAAUUAUAAGAAAAAAGACGCUGACGUGGGAAUGCAACUUGGUAAUAGAAUGAUAGUAUAUAAGCAAAGUGGUGAGCUGAUCUAGCCAUUGAAACAAAUCGUCAGCCAACAGCUUGCAGUUCAAUAUCGACCAGUGUGAGUUAAGAUCCCGGCAGAGCCUGCGGGAGACGUCUGGCUCCUCGAGUGAUCACAUAAGGGGCGCCACUUGAGGGACCACUUGAUGGCUGAGCUCCUCGCCUGACAGUACGAUCUAGUUGAUAGUUCAAUGAGUUGUAGCCUAAAGAAUCUUUUUCGUUUGAGAAUACUAAAAAGCUGUGUAACUCGUAAUCUUACCGCAGCUUGAGGCAAUUCUCGGAGCAAUGGAUAACUUGAAAAAAAAGCUUCCAAUUCAAAAAACUACCUUGAGAAUUUUCGGAUAAGCUUGUUGAUUGUUCUCAUCAACCGUAUGUAUCCUAGAGAUGAAUAUUUUUCCUUUUCGGCAUUUUUUUAAGCUUAGAUCUCUAUCCACCCGUAUUUUUGGGCCGAAAUUCGGAACUUCAGGGUCAUAUUUUUAUUUGUUCAUUUUUUUCAUAUUAAUGAACCAAAACCGAACCUUAAAAAAUUUUUUUCCAAAUGUCGAAGUUAUUUAAAAAUUACGCUUGGUUUUCACGGCCCAAGGCUUUUUGAACUUUUUUUCAAUUUUUUUGAGAAUUCAGAAACCUAGAUUUGCAGAAAAUUUCAUCCAUUUGAAAUAAUCUGUUCUGAUAUUUUCCAUUCCUUUUUUUUUGUUUUCGUUAUGAUGAAAUUCCAUUUGGAAAUGGUGAGUUUUCUGUUGGAACCAAGUUGAAAACAAAAAACUUUUGGAUAUUUCAACUUGGGCUAAGAAUAUUUUGACAAUGAAUGAACUUUUCUCUUGUGUUUCUUUCAAUCAAAUGACUAUUUUUCAGCCACGGACGCUUCGCCAAGAAUGAAGUGGAACCGUGCUGAAGGUUUGCCAAUUUUCGUACUUUUCCGAGUUCAAUGCUUUUUCGAUUUCAGGAAAGUUGAACCUCAGGCUGUUGCUCAUGAUACCGAUGCUUUACGCACUUCCUACUACUGCUAUCCGUUAGUAACUUUUUUUUUUGUUCUUCAUGACUGUAGCUCGGAUUUGCUCACUUUUCUUCGAAAGAAACUCAAAGUGUGAUUGUGAUGGUUUUUUUUUCAAACAGUUUCUGUUAGCAGUCCUUAUAUUGCAUUAACACAUUCUUCUAUGAUUUUUUUCACUUUCUUUUUUUGUUACUGAUAUAAAGGAGAUUGAUCUCGUGUUUAUUGGAAAACGAGACUCCUCGUCUCGUGCUUGUCUCGAGGAGAAAUUCACUUAACGUGUCUCGUCUCGAUUCACCGAGGCAGAUUUUGAAAAUGUCUCGUCUCGAAAAAAGACAAGAUUUCAUUUCAAACGAGAUAUUUUCGAGAGAUAAGCAGUACACAUUUUUGAAUAUUGAGUACAGUUUUGCUUUUCUAGAUUCUCGCAAGUUUUUGAAGAACUUUGAUGUUUACUGAGAGACAAUGAAUGUAUUUGAGUGAAAAAAGAGACAAAAUAGCUUUUGCAAAAUAAACCCCAGUUGAAAAUUCUGAACCAAUACAGACACAAUAUGAAUUGAGCAAGUAAAAUUAUCACCUAAAAUUUCAUGGAAAAAUUCGUCUAAUGCAGUGUCGAAAACAAAAAGUUAAAAAAAUUUUUUUAACAGCACUCCUAUUAAGAAAGUCCAAUUUCUCAGAAGAUUUUCGGAGAACGCAUCUUUUUUCACUCGAUUUUUCAAAGCGGGUCUUGAAAAAUUUCUCGUCGCGAAAUUUUUUUUGGAAAAACUCUUUAGUCUCGAUCUUGUCUCGGUUUCAAAAGUUCCAUCUCGCACAACUUUGCUUAGAAUUCGUCGUACUGAAAGUAGACUAGCAGGAGCCCUCAAGUCCACUGAAACACCGAAACCAAAAGCCUGUGGAACGACACAGUUUUCAAAAUCAUUUCUUGCUCUAUCGCAAGCAUUCACUACACCAAACCCUGUUCUAAUCAAUGAAGUUCCUGAACUUGCAGAAUCGUGCUGCAAGAAACCAAUUGUCGCGUACUCAGAUGUAGACGCUAUCCCACCUGAAUGCCGUUCACAGGUCCGAUGUACUGACGCAAUGAUCUACGCGGACCAUGCUCGAUCUCGCGGAGACGUCUCCUUGUUUUUGACCGCGGCACUGAAGACCAGUACAAUAACCUUAAUUGGAGGCCCGACAUGGUUCAAUGUUGAUCCGGAAGAAAUCGUUCACAAGGGGCCGGGUACGUUUCAUGCUGUACUGUAAUAAUGGAAUUCUUUGUAUCUGAAAUAUGAAUUCAUAAAAUUAUUGUACUUGGCCUGGCAUGUGGGAAUCUGGGGUUACAUAUCUUCUUUCGUGUUUUCAGACUGUUAAACUGCUUUCUCGCUUUCCAUUUCUGAAAAAAUCUCCUAUUUGAAGGUCCAGCGAUAACGUUGGUGAACGUCAGUUUGGUCCUGACUUCUUUUACUGCUUUAAAGUCGAUCGAAGUCCCUGACGUCUCGAUAUUUUGCAACGGCCGUGUCAAUUUGAUAGAAGUCGUGGGAAAACAGCCCAAUGAGAUACUGAAUCGUCUUUAUAAAGUAGGAAAUGCGGUGCGUUUUUUUCCUUGAAAAAAAAGAGAAUUAAAAUGUUUUAAGCUCUUUUCAGAAUUGAGAGUUGAGUUUUCCAGGGAAGGAGAAAAUUAGAAAGUGCGAAGUAACACACAAUCAAAUCAAUCAAAAUCAAAAUGUAUUAUUUCUCACAGACAAGUACUAAAUUUCGCGAAAUAGAUGUAGGUAGAUUUUGGGAACUUGUGGUGAUGGAGGGAAAAGGACUCGCGGUCGUUUUAACCCCUUACUUGAGUAAAUUGGAAUAACCUUAAAGUUAUUAUUUUUAAAUGUCGAUUAUGUAGCUUUCAUACUUUUGUUGGAUCAAGAGUGUUUAGUUCUGUAAUGUUGUUUUCAAACCAUUUCUCAAGAACUUAUUUUUUUCAGAUUCAAAUACUAUGUUUCUAUAUAAAUUGUUGGCGGCCCCUAUUUUUAGGAACAUGAAUCAUUUUUUCAAAGAAUAACGCAAAACAUUUUAAGAAAAUACGAUUUUUUUUUUUUCAGACCCUCAAGCCCUGCAAGUCAUGGAAGGCGACUACUCAGGCGUCUGCUCUCGGCGCGACCCAAGGAGCAGGCGUCCCGAGCUCGAAUUCUUCUGCGGUGAUCUCCCGAAUGUGCACCCAGAAGACAGACGCCGAAGAGGAAAAGUGCUCUAGCAACAGUGAGUUUGGACGAAAUUGAGUAAUAAAAACACUAGAAACACGAUUUUAGUGAGAAAAAUUGGAAGUUUUGGGAUAAAUGAUUAAUCGUCUUUGAUUGGUUUUAAAGGCUGUGAUUGUAGAAGUUUUGCGGUGCAUAAAUAGAACCAAGCCUUUUUUUUCAUUUUUCACUCGAUAUGAGUCCUUCGAAUUUUCCACAUAGCAGAGUUAUUUGGACUUUAAACAGACACGCUCCUCUACAUCGCCUGUGGAGUAAUAGUGGUCCUUCUGAUUGUGAGCGUCGUUUCGACGAUCAUCGCCCUCAAGCCCUACCUCUGCCGCCACAAAAAGGACCUUGUCCAAGCUUCUUUGGGUAUUGGUUUUUGUGAUAGAAAAAUUGAGAAGCUUGGUCUUCCAGUCAAACCGCAAACCGCUACUCCAUGA
Molecule: messenger RNA, 4698 nt
Organism: Caenorhabditis auriculariae
Lineage: Eukaryota; Metazoa; Nematoda; Chromadorea; Rhabditida; Rhabditidae
Source: the annotation of a GenBank genome assembly